CAAGGAAACUACAUUACCCUAAUCAUGAUAGAACCGGAUAGAACAUGGAACGUGUCGCGCAUGCUCUUGUAUGAACUUUAAUCUCAUCCGCCAAUCUCUGGAAGCUAUGGCCGUAGUGUCUGCGACAUCUAACGGCACUGUUGAAAACGUUGUGGAGGAAAAUGACAGAAAGGGAUGGUUGUUAAAGCGUACUCAUUUCACAUAUCGCUGGAAACUCGCUUGGUUUGAACUUAAAGAGAGUAUGCUUGUAUACGGUGAUAAUGAAAAGAGGCUUCAUAAAACAAUCAACCUUGUUGGUGCAGAAAUGGAGCCAUUGGAGGGAGGUGCAUCUUUUGGCUGGACCAUCACGCCGGGCGACGGUGGUCAGCGCACGUUCUUCCUCCGUGCAAGCACAGAGGAGGAGCAACAGCAGUGGAUGGAGGCGAUCUGUGAAGCACAGCUGAGGUCCCAAGACCAUGGCUCUCAUGCCUGUGUGGUGCAGUGACAGCGACACGACAGUCUUUUGUUUACACGCAAGGAGAGGAUUUUUUUAGUCAUAUGAUAAUUAGGCAAUUAUUGUAAGCCACUUAUGAUCAAUCUUUCUAUUUUUUAUAUUGCCAUCUUUUAUUUCACCAUACUUAUUUGUAGAUACAAGAAUAAGAGUUUAUAAUUUUGCAAAGAUAGGUAGCCUAAAACCUGCUGACUUGAAUUUCUUAAAUAAUAGUGUCAUGUUUUGUACCAUAUGAUGUUUUGAUGCCUUAUCAUUCAGAGUAACCAGCAGAACAAUAUUUCACAGAUUUCUGCAGUCAAAGGGCUGAAAAGGUUGUCUACACUUAUAGUUAUACUCACCCUCAAUGUUUUACGCUGCAGAAAUGGCUUUGCAGGGCCAUUUCCUGUGUGAAAGUAUAGUACUGAUUGUGCUAAUCUCCAUUGAACAGUGGUCCUGUGGAUUUGACAGUUUAUAAAUAUUGACAGUUGCCAUAGUGACAUAUAUGUAUAUAUGUAUAUAUUAUAUAUACUUCUUUCUAGCAUAAUUGCUAAAAUUAUAAUAAUGAUAAUAAUUCUAGCAUAAUUGCUCCAAGGUAGAAAAGGUUUUGUGAAAUAAAAAUGGAGGAACCUUUGACAUGAAAUAUCUGAGCUGAGAUCAAAUGAAGGACAUUUCAAAUGAUAUGAUACAGUAGAUCUAAGCCUAAUGUAUAGCGCUGAGAAACUCGGGUCAUUAGGGACAGCAGCUGAGAAGUUUAUUUUAUAGACAGGUGUUGAUAAACAGUCUUUACUUGGAUCCCUGUCAGACUAUAACAGGGGGAUUAACUGAAAAGGCCAGCUAUACAGUUUUGCUUAUAUCGGCCUUCAUGGCUGUAUAACCCAUCCACAUCAGAGGAAACGCCUAAAACCUGUCUGUUUCUGUUGAUGAACAGUUAUUAUUUAUUGAUGAUGUGAACCGCAUUGUGUAUAUAACUUAGCAUGGUACAGAGUGAUAGGAGGCAAUGUUUUGAUUAAAAUGGCACUGCUGCAAGGCAUUGAAUACAUGUCUGAGUGUUUCUGCCAAUCCUUGCACUUACUCAAAUCAAACAAAAGUACAUGAAAUAAUAUGUAGGAGCCGCUAAGAAAAAGAAUAUUUACACAGUAAAAGAUUUGUGAAGAGAU
Molecule: messenger RNA, 1626 nt
Organism: Clupea harengus (Atlantic herring)
Lineage: Eukaryota; Metazoa; Chordata; Actinopteri; Clupeiformes; Clupeidae
Product: oxysterol-binding protein 1
Biological process (GO): receptor recycling; endosome organization; retrograde transport, endosome to Golgi
Cellular component (GO): trans-Golgi network; early endosome; recycling endosome
Source: RefSeq, a predicted model, not a curated record